AUGCACUCGAUGGGUUGGAUCGAAGUGGAAGAAAGUCAAGUUGCUCAACACAAUUUGAUUGAUACAAUUGCUGAGUGCAUCAGUAAUCUGGCAAGAGAAAGAAAGGAUCUGUGGAAAACACAUGAAACAUGGGGUGGGGUAAGUAUUAAACGUAAAUGUAUAUUAUUUAUAAUACUCUUCAACUCAUAUUCAAUCGAGUGACAUGCCAACAAAAUCUUGAUAUUUACACAUAACCUACACAUGGCAGUAUCCUAGAUAGUAUAUAUUGCUCGUUUGCAAUCGACGCCAUCUUGGUUGAUUUUGUGGCAACUAAAAAUCUAUAUUCUUCAUUCUUUGUCGUGCAUAUAGUUGUGCCAGGAAUCGUAUACUAUCCAUAAUGCAGUAAUAUUAGAAUGUUAGGGUCUGUAAUCCAAGUGAGAAUAUAUACAUUUUAAGACCUAACGGGUUAGGUCUUAAAAUGUAUAUGUUCACACUUGGAUUACAAACCCUAACAUUCUAAUAUUAAUUCCACCAAGUGAAGUGCACGAAUCCAAAUCAUUGAAGUCCACCUUACCACAACCCGCACACCCGAUUACCUAUAUAUACAUGAACUUACGGUUACAGCUCAACAGCUAGCCUCUGUAGCUCAGUUGGUUAGAGCUCUGCACCGGAAUCGCAGGGCCGUAGGUUCAAUUCCUACCAGAGGACCUUGUGCUGCAUUUUUCGCAGUCGUUCCAGGAUAUGUCUUAUAUAUAUAUAUAUAUAUAUAUAUAUAUAUAUAUAUAUAUAUAUAUAUAUAUAUAUAUAUAUAUAUAUAUAUAUAUUCUCACUUGGAUUACAAACCCUAACAUUCUAAUAUUAAUUCAACCAUGUGAAGUGCAAGAAUCCAAAUUAUUGAAGUCCACCAUAAUACAGUAAGAUGUUUUCAAAACAAACCAAAAAUAUUAAAGUAACUCAACUAUUCCGAUGUAAACGGCUGGACAAAACUUUAAAAUCAACCAAGAUGGCGCCUAAUGAUACGUAUAGGGACGUCAUGUGCGAGCAAAGAAUACAUGAACUCGUGGUUAGAGCUGGACAACUGGCCCAUAUGUAGCUCCGUUGGUUAGAGCUCUGAACCGGAAUCGCAGGGACGUAGGUUCGAUUCCUGCCAGGGACCUAAACUUGCAUUUUGCGCUUCUGUUCCUGGUUAGGUCUAAUCAAUGUAAUCAGUCUGUCUGUAUAUAAAAUUCCACUCAAUAAUUUCCAUCUACAAUACCUUUCAACUAAGUAUUAAACGGUACUUUACUUUUUUAUGUCGCACGUGUUUGCAUUGUCUGUGCCAGUGAUGGUAGUGCCAAUAAAGCCGGUUACAGACGAGCAAUUUUUUAUGACAUGCAAGUUUUAUUUGCUCGUCUGUAUAGGCAACUUUGCCAAUUCAUGCCUGUAGAAAAGGAAAAUUGUCGUCUUCGCGAACAUAAAUUUUGGAUCUUCAGUGCUGUAUAGCAGCUGCAUGGAAAAGCUUGGAAUCUGUAGGCCAGGAGAUUUCGGGAAUCUGGCUGCUGCCCCAGGAAAAUCUAAAGUUUCUUAGAAAUGACUCAACUGAGGAACAGUUUACUAUUUUAGUGAUUUUACAUCACAUAAUUUGUGACUUGUGAGGAUGAGAAUUCAGAAAAUAUCAUGUAAUACAAUACACACUGGAGAGAAUAUAUGGGCAGAAUAAUUAAAUAUUAGCAUUGAAGAAUUCAUAUUUCAUAAUUGAUAUUUGACAUCGGAUCUUCAACAGUAAUCACUAUUGACUAUUCAACAGUAAUGUGUUGACUUUUUUCAGUUUGUAUUAUUUAAUCCUUGUAAAAUUCUUAAUUUCCGAUAUAAAUUUUUUCUGUGUUGGUGUUGUGUACUCAGGUGAAUAUGAUGUUUGUGAUGUUACCCUGAGUGUAUAUCCACACCGGGCGAGCUUGAAACUUGCUUACAACUUGCAAGAAUAUUUUUUAGUUUGGUCACGAAAAAUUUCGUUUUGGCCCAGCACAACUAGCUAUAGGAGGAUUUUCUACAGGCAUGUGCCAAUAUUUUCCAUGACACGUCCACUUAUUCGAAAGCUAGUAUGCUAGGAUUUGGACAAGUGAACUUGUCAUAGAAAAUAUUGGCAAAGAACAAAUUGUUUUCGUCUGUAUGGGUCAACAAUUACUCAGAUUAUAUUACGUUGCCAAAUUUUCGUUGCAUGCGGUUGGUCAGCGAUCUAUUGUUGUAAAAGAUGAUAAUAGCUCCCGUGGCGGUCAGAAAACCAAACACUUUACUAUGAUACGGCUUUUCUAUCCAUUAAACCUAGUAAAAGAAAUUUCAAAAUUACAAGAUGCAAUAAAAUUGUUCAAAAAAUAAAUGCCAUAAAUGUCGUAGAUACAGUAUGUUUGACAAUCUUAACAGAUAUUGGUCGCCUAGUUUUCAAUGACCGAUAAUGUUAUUGUUAGUGUCGGCACAACCAGGCACUGCAGUAUGUCCACUUUCAGCCACAUUGAUUUUAGUGUUCACUGAAUAUAAAUAUAAAUAUGCAAUAUUUUCAUUGCUGGUGUCAUCAGAUGAAGUUUGCCACGUAUUUUAUCAAAUUUGAAACAAAGUUCGACGUUUCUAGCGACGGACCUUCGUUUUGAAUUACUUGGCACUCCCAUUCAAGUCUUUUCAACUUCUACCGCACACUAAAUGACUCGGCAAGCGGAUGCGUGAAAAUGUGCGCUGGAGCACACCAUUUAUAAAUACCGAAUAAUAUAAAUGCUAACAGCAUUCGAGUAUCCUGUUUAUGUACUUUUGUAUGCAUAGCAACUGGCCUAGUCUCUGUCGUUCUGAAGCUAGCAUGUAGCGUGACGUCACCACUCAAGGUGCUUACAGUUACAGGUAACCCAGGAACAUAAUAGCGAACUUCAGCAAGGCUUAAUCUAGUACGGGGACGUGACAGGAAACAGCCUUGAAUUUACACUUUCAAAAUUAUAAAGCACUACGGUUACUAAGAACGUCAACAAGCCGGACGAAAGUGCAACGAGGACGGUUUAUUACACCAUUAAAACAAGAAAAUGCGCAGAAAUGAAUAGACGACAAGUUUUCUUCGGCAAUGAUUUGAUUCAACGAGUGUGUUUGCGGUCACCGUCACGUUCCCAUCCUACAUGCUUCAGGUCGCUAUUAUUGUAUAUAUCAUACCUUGAAACCCCCUGGGUACGAGGUUGAUAGGAACAGCGAAGAGAGAAACCUGCAUGCAGUUAGACUAUACAUUGCAACGAGAAUCACAAUUCAGUUGGCUGCUUUUUAGGGUAAUGAUUUACGUUUGCUUCUGGGGACUGAUAAUUUGAAAUUGGUCGACUAUCAAACUAAGGCAACUCUCGUGGUACAGCCUCUUUCGAAAAUACGCGGUUGGACAUUUGGAAGACAAGAACGGAAGUAAGUAAAAUAUGUGUUAAAAACUUAAGUUGCUAUGUUUUGCAUGUGUUGCGUUGUGUUGUGUUAUAUUGUGUGGUGUUGUGUUGUGUUGCUUUCAGAGUUUCAAAAUACGAAUAAAUUCGUUCAGCGAGUAAAUUCGUUCAACGAAUUCAAAUAUCAAGAGUUUCGAAGUUAUAGAAGUGGGUAAUAAGUUUAAAGUCCAAAUAAUACCAAAUACGAAUUUUGGUAUUUGUAGUAUUUCCAAGAAGAAAUAUUAUAUAUCUUUAUAGUAAAAAGCCUCAUUUCAAACAAUCAUUUCACAAUAGCAGUUCUCAAAUAUGAUACCAUUAGGUGGAUUGCAAAGUAGUUUUUCUUUGUUUUUUUGCUCCAAAACUUGACCUAAUGACAUCAUAUUCGUGAAAAAGUUGAUAAUUAUGAGGUCUUUCACUUCUCAAGGUCCGUUUACACUUGCAAUUUUUGCUGUGAUUUCUAGUGCGAUUUUCGUCUUCUAAUGGAUGUGAACGACUAGGUGAGCUUUGAAAGUUCAGGUGAGGAUAGUCUGUACAUUUUCUUUGAACAUUCAUAACUCAUCUACUCGUUCACAUCCAUCAGAAGGGAAAACUCGCACUAGAAAUCGCAGCAAAAUUGCAAGUGUAACGAGCCUUCAGAAUGAUUCGAAAGUUUUCCAAACCAAAAAAACCUAUUUGGUGUUACUGGCACUUUAAAUUUAGUUCAAUUCAAUUCUGCUCGGCUCGGUUUAUGAACUUUAGUUCCUAACAUCUGAUACCAUACCAAAAGUAAAUUCCUCAUCUCAUUUACAGACACUUUGCGUAUGUGGCAAGAGACCAAUUUACUGGCAAGCAUAAAUGUCACUUGUUCCGUUGUCAUGGGAACUUUUCAGGACGAUAUAUCAAUUACAACCUACAUGAAAUGGCCAACAGGAUAUUGGAAGAGAGAAGAAGAGCUCGAGAGAAUCAGCAAAAUGACUCGACAAAACAAUGGUCAGAUAUUUUGAAUACUCCACCUAAACCGUCCGCAAAAG
This is a messenger RNA of Paramuricea clavata, 4402 nucleotides long. The record is from the annotation of a GenBank genome assembly. Lineage: Eukaryota; Metazoa; Cnidaria; Anthozoa; Malacalcyonacea; Plexauridae.